UGUUUCAGCUUGAAAAGCAGAAUUCAUCUUCGUAAUUGUCAUGUUGGUGAUAUUGAAGUCGACCAUAACUAUCGAUUUACUUUCUGCUGUGUUGUUUUGUUUUCUGUUCCCUCGUUUUUUGUCUGCUACUGCUACUGGCGCUAGUAGUGACAAAUUUUGCCAAUGUUUAUAAAACCCCCACUUGACCUCUUUCGGUGUUUUACGUAUCACUUAUUCAUGAGGCUGGACGACAGGCACCUGCACACUGUACUUUAAAACGCAUCUUCUGUUUUCAAAUUUUGACGCAAUGAGCAAACUGAGAGAUACUGGAAUCCUUCAAAGAGAUGAUUUUGAUGCUGGUCCGACUAAUCUUGAUGAAAUUGAGCCAGGCCUCUGGUUGGGAAAUUUGACAGCAGCUACGGACAUUGAAACACUCCAAUCUCACGGUAUAUCACAUAUUUUAACAGUUGAUUCAUGUUCUUUGCCAUGUGCAAUCACAGAACGCCGAGGGAUGGUGACAAAAUUUUUGAAAGUCACAGACACUGCGCAAGAAGACUUGUUGACUAUACUUGAUAGUGCUGUAGACUUCAUUGCUGCAUCGCUUGAAAGUGGAGUUUUACUAGUUCAUUGCUAUUUUGGGGUAUCCCGAAGUGCUGCUGUGGUUAUUGCAUACAUCAUGAAAAAAUAUUCGAUAUCCUUCGAGUGUGCCUUUGAAAAGGUUAAAGAAAAGAGGAGGUUUGUUGGCCCCAACCCAGGGUUUCAAUCUCAGCUAAGGCUUUACUAUACAAUGGGUUGGAAAUUAGAUGGCACAAAUCCUCAGUUCAAAUUGUACAGGUUACACUGCGCCGCUUUUCAUGUCAGCAAAGCUCGAAUCUUACCUACUGGAUUUAUGGAUUUAGUUAAGUCAGAUCCAUCAUUGAUCAGAGUGAAACCUGAGCCGCUUGUCUAUAGGUGCCGAAAAUGCAGGAGAAUUGUUGCCUCUGCAUCAAAUAUACUUCCUCACAUUCCAAAAGAAAAUCCAAAGUGGACAGAUCCUCGCUUGACUGAACUAACGCGCAGAUCUUCAGGGACAUUUGGUGGUCAACCUUCUCAAACCCCAGAUGGAGCAGGAGAUUGUGAUAAGACAACAGCUUGCCGUGAAACUUACUUUGUUGAACCAUUAAGCUGGAUGGCAGAAGUCCCACAUCAACAGCAGGGCAAAUUAAACUGUCCUAAGUGUGCUACAAAACUUGGCUCAUUUAGUUGGAUUAUGGGUUGCCAAUGUCCGUGUGGUGCAAAGGUAUCUCCUGCAUUUUACUUGGUACCUUCAAAAGUCGAGUGGAGCAAUUUUGUUCAAAAUGUGCAAGUUACUGUUUGAUUUUUAAUACCACAAUGUUGACAAAUUUAACAGCUUUCACCUUUAAAUUUGCACAGCUGUUUUCCCAUUGCUCCCCAGAAAAGCAUAGUUGUUUGACUGUUAUUCCCUCUGGUUGGUUGCUUCCAUUCUUUGCCAUCCAUUUUUUACUUAUACACAUAUUAAUUUUAAAAUUCCUCUGUGAUUCUUGUGCCAAUGUGUAGGUUUUCAUGUGGUUACUGAAUCUUAUGUAUUAUACUUCAAAGUGAUAGGGAGUAUAGAUGUGGUAGCAAGUACAAUUUUUAUUAUUUGGUAAACACCAGAGAUGUAUCAUGCAUGCUCACUGUUUUAUCUUAUCCUCUUUUGCUGUCUUUUGCAGCAGUAGCUGAUUUUGUACUUUUACUACAAGUCAACAUAACAAAUAUGUAUUUAGUCUACUUUGUGUAUGUUAUGACAACACAAAAUUCUGGAACUCUUUGCAUACCAUAUGGGUACUUCAUACAUACCAUUUUCUCUUAUUCAGUAGUGUUCUUUAAUCUUAUCAGGAAUGUUGAGUUUCUUUUGGAAUGUCAGUAAGUGCUUAUAGUUCUUCCCAACCCUAGUGUUCUAUUGGUGCUGUGAAACUGUAGGUGUAAUUUGUUAUUUUAUUUGAGUACCUGUAUCUUCUUUGGAAGAACAUUUAUUACUACAACUUCAUUAAUUUUUAUGUCACCAAGGUCCCUUUACUUGGCUCUGUAGCAAGACAAUAUUAUAAGUGUUUACUCAGUGACUGUUUUAUUGCCUUUCUAGCAUAUUUAAUCAAGGUAAAACCAUUCCAAAAAAAUAUUCAGACUGUUUCAUUUUUUGUUAUAUCGUAGUUUACUAAAUGUGAUACACUUUUGAUUUACAAAAUAACAAUCUGAUUCUGAUUAUCAAUCUAAGUAGAUUUUAUAAUUCAUUGAAUGUCUAUGUAUCUUGAUUUAGAACAGUUUACAGUUUGGUCUUUUAGUCUAGUGUGGUGGAAGAGAGCCAAGUCCAACCUGUAAUAUUUACUACUGGAUGUCCUCAGUCCCACCAUACCAGAAAUUGAAGUGUAUAGUAUUCCAGUUAAGUCUGUACGGCUGUGCCCAAAAAUUGUGUCUUUCAAAACUGAUAUUGUUAUUCUCAAAAACUAUCACUAUAGCUUAUAUCUACCAAAAUUAAUGUGCCUUUCGCGUCCAGCUCCAGUGUCUUUUUAAGUAAAUUCUUCCUUUUAUCUGUCACUCUUGUACUGUCUCCCAGUUGUGGAUUGUGUCAAGUAAGACUUCAAAUGUUAAUGAUUUGUUGUUGAAGUUAUUGUUAUUAUUAUUACCAUACUAUCGUGUUAUUACCUUAGUAUAAUAAUUGUAGAAAUAUCACUGCCGUCUUCAUCAUGCAAUGCGUGGACGUUAAAUAAAAAUGUGGCUGGAGA
This is a messenger RNA of Frankliniella occidentalis (western flower thrips), 2741 nucleotides long. Its product is annotated as dual specificity protein phosphatase MPK-4-like. Lineage: Eukaryota; Metazoa; Arthropoda; Insecta; Thysanoptera; Thripidae. Bases 287 to 1336 code for a protein of 349 amino acids. The record is from RefSeq and is a predicted model, not a curated record. The transcript has 9 exons. Gene Ontology annotation, biological process: protein dephosphorylation. Gene Ontology annotation, molecular function: protein tyrosine/serine/threonine phosphatase activity. Gene Ontology annotation, cellular component: nucleus.